UAAUGUUUGUGUAUAUCUCUUUCGUAAAAGGAGGAGUACUUUUUAGAAGGAACGCCGCCUGUGUAUUAACGCUUUUUUUUAAACAUGAAAAGAACUACAUACUCUUAUAAAAACAUUUAAUAUAUUAUUAAUAUAAAUAAGAACUUUGUGAAAUAUUAAAAAAGAACAUAAAAAACUUUAGAUGUGAAUUUUGUUGGAAAUAUAUAUACAUUAAAUAUAUUAAAUUACUGGAUGAGCCGUGUCCCAGUCAGCGACAGACAGUCGUGUUGUGUCAACGUAACCCACGGCAGCACUGACGCCUCUUCGGUAAUUAACCAAACAAAAUGGACACCGAGAUAACGAUUAAGUGAAUUUUUCGACGACUAUUUUACAUGGAAUGUGCAAGAAAAUGGGAUCAGCGCCUAGUAAACUAGUGCAAAACAGAGAUACAAAAAUGGGUACGUUAAUAGCUUUAAAAGAGAUUGCUCAAUACUCUCUUAAGCCUGAAAUGGAGGCGAAGAGUCCUGCUGCGUAGACAUGGACUCGUACGACCUGUUUGGUGAAGAUGUCAGUGGCUCAAUGCUCGAUACUCUUCCUGAUCUUGGGGGGAACGAUCAUUUUGACCCUGCGAGUACAAGUAAUUCCGUGGUAGUAUCAAGAGAUGGUCCAAACCCUGGCACUAAUGGAGGAGGGAGUUACAUUAGCCAAUCUUAUAUUUCACAAGAAUCGCCUCUUCAAAAAUUGACUUCAUUCGGUGGAUCUGAAUUUGGAAAUUCUAAUCAGUUACAAAAUCCAUCUCAGCGCAGUAUGUUUAACCAAAAUCUAGGAACGUUCGAUAGUGGAACGCCACAACGUGCUAUGGUGCCAGGAGCUUUUCAAAAUCAAGCUCGUAGUAUGGCACCUCAACAUAGGGGGCCUCACCCUGGUAGUGGUGGCCAAUAUCCUAGUUAUAAUGAUAAUAUGUAUUCUAUGGAACAGCAACAUUCAAUGGCUAGACCUAAUAUGAAUAUAGACCCUAAUAUGCAGGGUUGGCCAAGUAGUAGUAGUGCUUAUCCUCAAAUGCAAAGGCAUUAUAAUCAGAUGGCACAGCAACCUGCUACUUAUCGGCAGCAUAUGCCACCACAGUAUUCACAUCAGCAAGAUCAAGCUGGUGUAAUGAAUCAGAAAUUACAACAACAGCAGCAGCAACAGCAGCAACAACAACAGCAGCAGCAGCACUUUAGUACACAACAAGGAAUGAUAGGAAAUAUGGGAGUAGCAACUCAUCAAGUAAUGCAAAGUGGUGGAACAGGCAGUGUCUACCAACAUAUUGUUGGGCAACAGCAACAACAUUAUCAACAAGGAAAUUCUGUUGCGAUGUAUCAAACUUCAUCAGGGUAUCCUGGUUUUACAUCAGCCAUGCAUCAACAGCAACAGCAAUCGCAGCAACCUCCACAAAGAAUGCCUCAUCAUCAUCCACCUCAUCCACCUCAUCAGACACAUCCUUCGCAUCCCCAGCAAUAUUCACAACAUUCGCAGCAUUCUAAUACGCAACAACAGCCAAUGGAUUCUCAAUAUCCACAUCAUACAACAUCCAUGUUUAAUCAACCACAGCAUUCUGGUCCUGCGGCACAAUUUAAUACUAAUAAACAUGCCACCAGUCCUCAAUAUCGUGCUGCUUUUCCACAAUUGUCACCACAAAUGUCUCCAAGACCUCAGAUGUCUCCGAGACCACCUGCUGUACAACAGCAAAUGUCUCCAAGACCAAUUAUGUCUCCUGCUAAGCCAAGUACAUUAUCUCCUCAUCCUCAUGUACAACUUCCUCAUCAACAAUCAAAUCAGCCUAAUUCAAUGUCAGUUUCUCCAUGUCCACCUUCUUCAAUGCAGAUGAAUCCAUCAUCUCAACAAACUACUUUACAAGCGCUUGAGCAAAUGGUAAUACCAGGUGUUGCUGUAUCUAAUCCAAAUGUACCUGCUCAAGAUUAUAAUCAAUUUCAAACACGACCGCCAUUGUCCCAAGCACCAAAUGUUUUACAACAAUCAACUGCACAAAACUCUAUACCACAAAUUUCUGGACCUAGAAUGCCAAUGUCUGCACAGUGGUCACAUCCACAACAGCAGUCACAGGUUAGGCCAAAUUUGGCUGUCAGUGAUGAUAGAAAUAUAGUUGAAAAUCAACCUCCUGUAGUAUCAGAAUCUAGUGCUCCAUUAUUUCCAGUAUCUGGAACAGAAGCUAUUCAUAGUGGAGCAGAAACAUCAGUAAGAGAUUCUACAGAAAAUGUACAAAAUUCUACAGAACAAUCAACACAAGGCUCUGAAUCUAUAGAUCAGUCUACCCAAAAUCAGAAGUCAGAUAUGCUUAGUUCUGGCAGUGAAAACUCAGUGCAAACUACUUCACAAAGUAAUACUAAUUUAGAUCAUACUUCUGCAUCGUCGACACAUGUGCAUAUGGAAGCAGUACAAUCUUCUGCAGCAUCUAGUACAAGUGGAAAUGUAGAUUGCGGAAAUGUAUCUUCGAUGCAGCAGCAACAAUCUGUCACAGGAAUACUCUCUACUACUGUUACUAAUAUGGAAAAUGAAGUUACAUGUGAUACAAAACAGCAUGAUCAGACUAUGGAAAUUGCUUCUGUUCAACAUCAUCAAACAACCAUGGGAAAUACGAUAUCCCAUCCACAUCAGCCUGUAAUAAAUCAAACGCAACAGCCACAACAGCAACAACAACAACAACCACAACAACAAUCUCAACUUCAACCUCAAUCUCAACCUCAAUCUCAAUCUCAGCCUCAGCCUCAACCUCAGUCCCAACCUCAACCUCAAGUUCAGUCUCAAAUUCAGCCUCAAGUUCAGUCUCAAAUUCAGCCUCAAGUUCAGUCUCAACCUCAACCUCAAGUUCAGUCUCAAUCAACCUCNCCUCAAGUUCAGUCUCAACCUCAACCUCAAGUUCAGUCUCAACCUCAACCUCCAGUUCAGUCUCAACCUCAACCUCCAGUUCAGUCUCAACCUCAACCUCCAGUUCAGUCUCAACCUCAAUCUCAACCUCAAUCUCAACCCCAACCCCAAUCCCAAUCUCAACCUCAAUCUCAAACACAACAGCCACCAGUAUUACCACAACAAGUGCAGCAACCAACUCUUACUUGUCCUCAACAAGUACAGCAAAUUCCAAUAAUAAACCAAUCUCCAAUGGUUUCAUCACAAAAUCCAUCAAUGCAACCAGGGCAAAUACAGCAGCCUCAGUUAGGACAAACGCAGCAAACACCAAUUACUCAAACAACGCCAAUACCACCUCAGCAGCCAUCACAAUCAUUGCAAACUCUUGGCCCAACUCAACAACAAUCUCAAGUAGCACAACCUCAGCAACCUGUAAUAAGUCAAGCUCAACAACCUCAACAAUCUCAAAUUCAACCAAUACAACAACCUCAAUCUCAAAUUCAGUCGACACAACAACCACAAUCACAAAUGGGACAACCACCUCAGCAAAUUCCAGUUUGUGUAGCUCAAGCACAAGGACAACAACCUCAAUCAAUUAUGAAUCAACAAGUUGGUAUGAUCUCCCAAAGUACCCCAAUGAUACCAAAUCAAAUUCCUCUUCAGGCUCAGCUGCAAUCUCCAAUACAAAAUUCUUCUCCACAAAUACAAUCUCAAACCAAUCAAGUUCCACCUACGCAUUUAACUACUGCUCAACAAGUACCUGCUGUUAGCCAAACUAGUGGAAUAGUAAUGACACCUCAUCAACCUACAGCUCCUGUGUCAAAUUCUCAAACUCCACUUCCAGUACAAUCGAAUUUCAAUGAAUAUACGAAUAUUCCAAAAACUAAUACUAUGUACACAAAUGACGUGAUGGUAGCAUCAGGACAGCAAUAUCAUUCCGGUAAUGAUGUAAUCACUGGUAAUACUGUACCAAAUAUGUAUGGUGUUUCAUCUAAUACAAAUCCUACAUCUGUCGGUUCUACUCCAUUCAAUACAUCUUGUGCUCCAGUAACUCAUCAUCAAGAAAGAGCUGCUUUGCAACAGCAAUUACAGGAACUGUACUGUAUGCCACCAGCUCCAGAAAAUCAAGAAAAAAUAGUGUCCUUGCAAGAAAAAUUACAAGCUUUACAGCAACACGAAACAAAUGAUCAGUGCAAUGGUGGAACACAAUGCAUUUUGCAAACUCCUAUGUUCACAGCAGCUGUUGUUGAUAGCCCACAGGUAUCAAGUACUACUGGUCGUGGCCGUGGUAAAGGUACAUCAAGGGCUAAAAAGAACAGAAAAAAAGCAGAUAAAGAAGCUGCUGCUCCUCCAGCAAGUACACAGGCGCUUGUUCAACCUGAACAACCUUUAUCAGAUAAUCAAGUAACACCUGGAGACAGUAGUAAUAUCGUUGACAGUGCUGCUGAUUCUGAAGAUAUGAAACCAUCGUCUGGUGAUAUGGAGGAAGAUUGGAAUAAGGGUAGAAAAUCACGCAUUCCGCGUAAACCACGUAAGCCAAAAGAACCGAAAGAACCUAAGGAGGCUAAGGUUAAAAAGGAACCAAAACCACCUAAAGAAGCUAAGUCUCCUAAAGGUGCUAGAAAAAGAAAUAAAGAUAAAGACUCAACAAAACGUAAUAGAAAAAAAGUUAAUCAAUCUGAGUCUGCUGAUGACGAUACGGUACAAGAAGCAGAAGAGACUGUUGUCGCUGAUUCGAGCGUAGUCAAAGAUUCAGAAACAAAACUUAAGGAAAUAUCAAGUCAAGACGAUCAGGAACAAGUUGAUUCUUCAACGACCGAGCCCUUAGUAAGUGAAACUAAAGAGGAGGAUAAAGUAGAAUCAGAAAUUCCAGAUGAUGAGAAAAAAGAACAAAAUACUGAAGCAGCAACAACGGGCUCAGAAACGCCGGCUUCUAGUAAGAAAAAAGGAACGUCUCGGAAAAAAUCUUCCAGUAAAUCUUCUGGUGGGAAAUCUGGCAGAAGUUCUAAGAAACGGAAAAGUCGUAUUGCACCUGACUCUGAUGGCGAAGAAUUAGCUGCAACACCACCACCUUCACCAGAAGCUGGAGAUGACAAUAAAAGACGUUCUGCAAGGAAUACUCACCGUAAAAAAUAUGUUGACGAUGUUAUGCUACGAUUUUCAGACGAUGAUGUUCCUCUUCAGGAGGCUCAUUUGUCGAAAAAAUCUGAAGGUGCAAGUACAUCUAAAGUAGCAGCUGUUAAGAAAGAUAAUGAGGGUGGUGAAGUGGGACAAAACAAGCCUAAUUUUGUAUAUAUUAAUACGACUGAUGAAGACUCAAUGGUUGUGCAACAUAUUCUAUGUACCCGUAUGGGAAAAAGAGAAGUUAAGCCGCCAGUAUUACCUGACAUAAAACCAGAGCCUAGUGUGUCCGAAGAGACCAAGGAAAAUGCAACUGAAGAUGCUGUACUAUCUGAAACACAUACAACAGAAGAGAAAGAAAAAUCGGAAGAAUCUGAAAAGGAACCGUUGGUAGAAAGUACGGAUAAAGAAGUAAAUGAUAAUGAUAAUGACGAUGAUAAAGAUAAGGAUAAGGAUAAGGAUAAUGAUAAGGAUCAAGAUAGUGAUAAAGAUAAAGAUAAUGAUAAAGAUAAUAAGGAUAAAGAUAAUAAUAUAGAUAACGAUAUAGAUAUAGAUAAAGAUAAAGAUAAAGAUACAAAAACAGAGGCGUGUGAUGCUGAGAAUGAAGAAAAAAAGCUUGAUUCUGAUAAACAAGAGGAUGCUGCCAAAGUAGUUGAUUCUAAUACAUCAGAAAAUAGUGUAGCAGAAGCAAAGCCACAGAUGAUAGAAGUUGAAGAAUAUUUUGUUAAAUAUAGAAAUUUUUCAUAUUUGCAUUGUGAAUGGAGAACGGAAGAGGAACUCUAUAAGGGUGACAAACGUAUACAAGCUAAACUAAAAAGGUUUAAACAAAGAUUACAUCAGAAUACUAAUAUAUUUGAAAAUACAGAAGAUGACCCAUUCAAUCCAGAUUUUGUCGAAGUUGAUAGGGUGUUGGAUGAAGCAACUCAUACAGAUCCAACAACUGGAGAAACUGUCAGACACUUUUUAGUUAAAUGGCGUUCUUUACAGUACGAAGAUUCUACAUGGGAAUUAGAAGAAGAUGUAGAUCCUGAAAAGAUAGCGCAAUUUCAUAAAUUUAAUAAAUUACCACCAAAGGAUCAAUGGAAGCCUAAAAAGAAACCAAAUGCAUCAGCAUGGGUUAAACUAGAAGAGUCACCGAUUUAUAAAAGCAAUAAUAGUUUACGACCAUAUCAAUUGGAGGGUCUUAAUUGGCUUCUUUUUUCUUGGUAUAACGGACAUAAUUGUAUACUUGCUGACGAGAUGGGUUUAGGAAAAACGAUUCAGUCAUUAACAUUUGUCGAUGCUGUGUAUAAAUAUGGUAUUCGUGGUCCUUUCUUAAUAAUAGCACCUCUAUCGACUAUUCCAAAUUGGCAAAGAGAGUUUGAAAGUUGGACUGACAUGAAUGUUGUAGUAUAUCAUGGAUCAGCAGCAAGUAGAACCAUGCUACAAGAAUACGAAGUUUAUUAUAAAAAUGAAAAAGGCCAACAGAUAAAAGAUUUAAUUAAAUUCAAUGUCCUCAUAACAACUUUUGAAAUAAUCAUUACGGAUUUCAAUGAGCUACGUGGGUACAAUUGGAGACUUUGUGUUAUUGACGAGGCUCAUAGACUGAAGAACAGAAAUUGUAAACUGCUUGAAGGCCUUAGACAAUUGAAUUUAGAACAUAGAGUAUUGUUAUCUGGUACUCCUUUGCAAAAUAAUGUGAAUGAACUAUUUUCCUUAUUGAAUUUCCUUGAACCAGUUCAAUUUUCUAGUAGUGAAGCGUUUCUUAAAGAAUUUGGAAAUUUGAGUAGUGAAGGUGAAGUUCAAAAAUUACAGCUUCUUUUAAAACCGAUGAUGUUACGUCGGCUUAAAGAAGAUGUUGAAAAAUCUUUGGCACCUAAAGAAGAGACUGUAGUAGAGGUGGAAUUAACCAAUAUACAGAAAAAAUAUUAUCGUGGCAUUUUAGAAAGAAAUUUCUCCUUUCUUGCUAAGGGUACCACAUCUGCUAACAUUCCAAAUUUAAUGAAUACAAUGAUGGAAUUGAGAAAAUGUUGUAUUCAUCCAUUCCUUCUUAAUGGUGCUGAGGAUCAAAUUCAAUUAGAUUACAAGACUGGUGACAAGGAAGAUUCUGAGGCCUAUUAUCAUGCAUUAGUAAAUAGUUCCGGAAAAAUGGUUCUCAUUGAUAAAUUAUUACCGAAAUUAAAGGCUAGUGGACAUCGAGUUUUAAUAUUUAGUCAAAUGGUCAAAUGCCUUGAUUUAUUGGAAGAUUAUUUAUUAUAUAAGAAGUAUCCAUAUGAAAGGAUAGAUGGCCGAAUAAGAGGAAAUUUAAGGCAGGCAGCUAUUGAUCGGUACAGUAAGCCUGACUCAGAUAGAUUUGUUUUCUUACUUUGUACGAAAGCAGGUGGUCUUGGUAUCAAUCUUACUGCUGCAGAUACGGUUAUUAUAUAUGACAGUGAUUGGAAUCCACAGAAUGAUUUACAAGCACAAGCUCGUUGCCAUCGAAUCGGUCAACAGAAAAUGGUAAAGGUUUAUCGAUUGCUCUGUCGAAACACGUACGAAAGAGAAAUGUUCGACAAGGCUUCUUUAAAACUUGGAUUAGAUAAAGCCAUUCUUCAAUCAAUGAAUACAAGUCAAGGUGGCAAGGAUCCUAGUAAUAAACAAUUGACUAAAAAAGAGAUUGAAGAUUUGUUAAAGAAGGGUGCUUAUGGUGCUAUUAUGGAUGACGAUAAUGCUGGAGAUAAAUUCUGCGAAGAAGACAUUGAUCAGAUUCUUGAAAGAAGAACUCAAAUUAUAACGAUCGAAGCUGAGAAAGGAUCUACUUUUUCAAAAGCUAGCUUUGCUUGUUCUUCUAAUAGAUCAGAUAUUAAUAUCGAUGAUCCAGAUUUUUGGAAGAAGUGGGCUAAAAAAGCUGAAAUCGAUACAACCGAAAAGAAAGAGGAAGAUGAAUUAGUUAUUUCAGAACCUCGACGACGCACACAAAUUAAACGUUACGGACAUGACGAAUCUGUAGUUGAUAUGUCAGAAUUAGAUAGUUCGGAUGAUAAUAGUGAUGAUGAAACUAGUGGUGGAUUAACAGGCAGAGGUAAAAAACGAAGAGAUAAAUUUGGAAAAAAAUCUCGUAAAUUUUACGAUGAAUACGUGCCACGAGAGGGAGAAGUUGUCUAUGGUAGUUGGGCACGAAGUGAGUGUUUCAAAGUAGAACGUGGACUUUUAACAUUUGGUUGGGGACGUUGGGAAGAAAUUUUGCAGCACAGUCAAUUUCGUCGUGGUUGGCGCGAAAUCGAUGUUGAAGAUUGCGCAAGAGUAAUAUUACUAUAUUGUCUUCGUUAUUAUCGUGGUGAUGAAAAAAUUCGUAGUUUCAUUUGGGAUCUUAUAACACCUUUGGAGAAUGGAGAAAAAGUAAAGAACGUAUCUGUCGGUACGAAUUCGAGAAAUAGUAGACAAAAGAAGAAGGCUCGAGUUAGGGAAGGUAGAGAAACUCGAGGAUCUCUUAUAAAUGGUGGACCAAGUGAUCCUAAUCAUUGGAGCAAUGCAGAAAAGUACGAUGGCGAUAUCUUUUUGGAAAGUAACUAUAGGAAACAUUUAAGCCGACAUGCUAACAAAGUAUUGUUACGCGUACGAAUGCUGUAUUAUAUCAAACAUGAAAUCAUUGGUGACUUGGUGCAACAUAUUUCCGAUGGCGUCCACGUCAGUGCUUUGCGGAUAAACCCUCCGCAGUUCACGGAACGACCAGCGAAAUGGUGGGACUCGACGGCAGACAAAUCCUUAUUAGUUGGCUGCUACAAACAUGGCUACGAGAAUUACGACCAGAUGAGGAUCGAUCCCGCGCUUUCUUUCAUUUCAAGCUGUCCUCCCCCUUCUUCCCAGUCUCAGAUUACUCAACAGAACAGCAGUAGCAGAGAUGAAAAUAGUUUAGAAAAUGAAACGGAAGACGCCGAAUGUUCCAUCGUUAAAGAUUCCAAAGAUUCAGACAAGUUUACUCGAGAAACGCCGAUAGAUUCACCAGCUAUAUCUAGCAAAGCUGAUACACCUAUACCUGAAGCUAGUAGUAGCCAUGAUGGAAAUGAAGUUCUUAUAGAAGAUGAUAAAACAUGGCCAUCUGUUGUUGAUCUAAAUACACGCUUACGUCGAGUAAUUUCUUCGUAUCAGCGUAGUGUUACUAAUAAAAAAGAGGAUGUUAAGUUAUUACAAAAGAAUAAGAUUGGUAUGGAAAAUGAAACUGCGACUACCGCUAAUCAUACAGGAACGACAAUCAAUGAACCACCAGCGAAUAUGCAAGGAUGGGAUUUGCAACAAUUAGCUAUGUAUUUACUGAAAAUGGAAAGGAGAGAAAAAAUGGAAACCAUGGCAAAGGAACGAGAACGUACACGUAUCGAAGAACAAAAAACAAAAUGGUCUCGUAGGGAGGAAAGUGAAUUUUUACGUGUUGUGUCGACUUAUGGUGUCAAUUAUGAUAGAAAAAAGGCACAAUAUGAUUGGACCAAAUUUAAAAGUAUUGCAAGAUUUGAUAAAAAGACGGAUGCAGAUCUUACAGACUAUUAUAUGUCGUUCAGAGCUAUGUGUAAGAAGGUGUGCAACGCUAAAUUGAAUGAAGAAGAAGAUUUUGCAGAUGUUCCAGUUGACCAUUUAAGUCCUGCUAAAGCAAGACAGAUAUUGGAUCGAGUCGAUUUAUUAAGUAAAAUACGUGAAGAAAUUUUAUCACAUCCUCAUUUAGAGGAACGUUUGUCGUUGUGUCAGCCAUCAGGUGAUACACCAGAAUGGUGGCAACCUGGUAAACACGAUAAGGAAUUGUUACUUGGUGCAGCGAAACAUGGUUUAGGGAGAACCGAUAUAACUAUAUUAAAUGAUCCUGAUUUCUCUUUUCAUAAAAUUUUAGGAAAAAGUACUAGCUUUAUUGGUACGCAAACUCCUAAACUUCCAGAUAAAUCAGAAAAGGCUAUUAAAAUAGAGAAUAGAGAAGAUAUAUUGAAAUUCGAUAAAGAUGAAAUUUUGGUGAAAUUAGAAAAAGGUGAAGGAACAUUAAAGAUAGAAAAGAUAGGAGCUAAGAGAGAUCCUAUCUCUGCUGAGAAGAAAGCAGAAAAUGCCGAAAUAGAAAAAAGUCAAGUGGAAUUGACAAUAGUCAAAGCUGAAACAACUAAAGUUGAAGAGAAACCGCAAGUCGUAUUGCCGCCUAUUAGCAAUACGCUUACUAUUUCUACAGUAACGAAAAGUAUAUCCUUAGAGAAAGAUAAUAAUGUUAAUAAGAUCAAAGUUGAGGAGAAAUGUGAACAAACUGUGGAUACGACAAAAAGUGAAAUAACAACUAAUCCUCCUAAUGAUAAUUCUAUUGGAACUUCGAAAUCAACAGACGAAUCAAUUAUUACCGAAGAAACUCCACCCUCAAAUGAAGAAAUUCCUGUUAAUAAUAAAAUUGUUGAAACGGAAAAGUCCGAUGAUCAAAGUAAAGAAAAUAGUACAUCUAAAGAAUUGUCUAAUAACUCUGAAGAACAAUCAACGCAAGAUAAUCCCGUAGUAGAAAAUAAUGAAAAACCUUCUUCUGAAAAUAAGGAUAUUAAUACAGAAUCAGUUACAGAUAAAGGUACGGAUACAUCGGAGAAGAUGGAAACAACUGAGGAUAUUAAACCUAACAUCAAAACUGACAAUUCCACUACGACUAAAGAAGAAAUGGAAGUAGUAGUAGAAGAUAAGGCUGCUGCUGAUGCUAAAGAUAAAGCCAAAGUAUCUAAAAUUGAGGAUAAGUGUAGUGUACAAGCGGCAGAACUUAAAGCAAUGUUUCCUGAUUUAGAAGUUAUACAGCCAUUAUCACGAUUAACCCAAAUCGAUACUUUUGUUCUACGGGAUAAAACAAUAGAUUAUAAUGAACCCACUAUUGUACAGCUUUUAGCUCACAGUUGUAAUAAUGCUUCUUUGAAAUGGCCAAAAGAGCAUGCAAUCGAAGCACGUUUAAUGCAUAUCGUACAUGCAAUAGAACAUAAAGAAUGGCCUGUGUCGAUAAACUUCAGCGCAGGAGACGAGGUAGAUGCAACGACUUCUAAUGAGAAGGAUUGUUCAGAAGUGAUUACAAUAACGACAGAUCAUGGAGUGUCACGAUCUCCGGUAGCCGGAAAUAAUAAUGUAUCUGCUGCUAGUAAAAAGAGAAAAAGACAUAUUGCCAUAGAUGUAGAAACUGAACGAGCCAAACUUCAUGCACUUCUGAAUAGUAGUCAAAUACAAUCUCAACCGCCGACCCCAUUGAGCAAACCAACAAUCCUUUCAAGUUCUUCGACUACUUGGGAAGUUAAUGAAGAAUCACAAUCUGAGGAUUCACGUCGUUCGACACCAGUUCAACCACCUCCGGCACAUCAACAAACGCGAACGCAAAAUAUACCAUUUGAGUUGAAAUAUACUGUUCCUGGUAAAACGACAGUUAUACCAGGUACUUCGAGUACACUAACACCUAUUGAUUUAUCUGCUGGAUAUCCCAAAACAAGUUCCGAUAGCAAUAAAGAUAUUAUGAACGAAGUUCAGGACUUUUCGAUGCCUAAUAAAAAUAAGCAAAGCAAUAGCAAUAAAGGAAAGCUUGAUAGUAUGUUAGACAAGUUAAUGAAAAGAAAAAAUUGUCCUACAGACGAACCUAUAGUUGGAAAGGAAAAGAAACGUCGGAAAUUAGAUGAAAUAGUAUUAGGUUUGAGUGCUGCAAAAGAACAACAAAGCAGCCACUAUCCCGAACAUAAUAAAAAGAACACAAUCACACCUAAUGUCACUGUCACACCAACAUCAGCACCGAUCGGACUUCCUAACCCUCCUGCAAAUACUCAAAAGCCAUUUUCUAUAACCGUCACUUCAAUUCCAUCUUCUCGAGCUUCAGGGACAACUUCCAAUUUACCACCUCCAUCAUUACAUUCGCACAAGGAUAGCUUUUCUGCCUUGCUUGCUCAAGCUGAACAAAAUCGUGAACUCAAGAAACAUCAGCAACAGCAGCAACAACAACAACAGCAACAACAUCAACAACAGCAGCAGCAACAUCAACAGCAACAACAACAGCAGCAGCAACAACAACAACAACAACAAGCUUUUAAUUCAGCUCAUUCUUCUGCUGCAAGUAAUCAUAGAAAAAAUUACGAAGCUAUAAUUGCUGAUAUUAACAAAGUUGCUGAAUAUUCAACGAAAAUUGGAUCCUAUUCUCAUGAGGCAAAAGUUAACAAAUGGUUGGCCGAACAAACUGCUAUAACUGAGCAAUUAAAUGCUGAAUAUUUAAAUGCACCCAGACGACGAAGGCCUCGCGUUGAUCCAUCUUUGUUAGACUGGAAAAAAUUAACAGGCGACGAGAACGUUGCCGUGAUUAAUCGUAUAACUGGAAAAAAGGUUACUGGUAGUAAAGCUCCUCAAUUGAAGCGACUUGGACAAUGGUUGACCGAAAAUCCAAUGUUCGACGUCGACCCAAAGUGGGCCGAAUUGGUAAAAGAACGUGGUAAUCUACCGCACGAUUUGCAAAAGAGAUUACCUGGAUCUGAUAGAUCUGGCGUAAGCAAAGGAAAGAGUCCUGGAAGACCACCAAUGAUGCCAAGUCCAACCAAUCAACAAUCGGCAAAUCAAGCAGCGAAUUUAGCUGCUACGUCUAUGGCAUCUAGUUUGAAUUUCCCUUCGUUGGGCAAUCUUAAUAAUUCCCUUUUAUCUGGACUUUCACUCGGCAAUUUUGAUCCGAAAAACAAUCCUCUUCUAAUGCCAUUCGGUGGUUUACCUAACUUAGGAGCGUUAAGCGGUCUUAGCAAUCUUAGUAAUCUUAGUAAUAUGAGUUUAACAAGUUCGUUAUUUGCCAAUCUUGCUGGACUUGGUUUACCAUCGAUUGCAGGUAUGGAAGCAGCUUUGAGUGCUACCGCGACAAGUACGGCAGAUACAAAUCCAGCUGUAAGUUCGGUUAACAGUAAAAAUACGAGUUCAAGCAGUAUUAGUAGUACUGGUAAACCACGAAACAAAUUGGAAGCUCCUACUAGCAAAACAUCUGUGCCAUCGACGUCAUCGGCAUCGUCGGCAUUACCAACGACGACGCCAUUCCCAUUCUUCUUUCCAAAUCCUAGUCUUCUUUACACGCCAUUAGGUUUAGGUGGUUUAAAUCCUUUCUCAAUGCAACCUGGUGGUGUAUCGUCGGCCUAUGAAAGUCUAGCACAGUGCGGUCUUUUAAAUCCGCCAACGUCAAGUGCCUCGACUGUACGUAAGCCUGCUUCGUCAGCGAGUAGUUCGAGACAACGAGAUAAUAUUGUUGAGUCGUCAAGCAAACGAAAGGAUUCCGAGAAAAAGCCUAGAUAUCCUGUAGAUCCUGGAAUAGCGUUACAACAACAAUAUACGGACUUGGCAUUACAACAUACGGAGGAUAGGCGUCGUAUGGAACAUGAAAAGAGAGAGGCUAUCGAACAGCAGCAACAAAACGAUAUUGCUGAAGCUAAUGAAAGAAGACUCGAAAGAAAAAGUAAAGAACAAGAAAUGAAAGAGGCUUUGGAACAUUUAAGUCGAACCAGUGCGGAGUUGCUAACAAGAAAUCUCGAAGAUGUGCAGCAGCAACAGCAACAACAGCAGCAGCAACAACAACAACAACAACAGCAGCGAUGCAGCGAAAAAAGAAGUAACUCAGAUCGUAAUCAGAACUCGGAACAACAACAACCAUCUACUUCCUUAGAGGUAUCAUUAGAACCUGUACCGAAAAAAUUACGAACCGAGAUUAUUAGCGAGACGGUUGCGAAGACUACAACAGUAACAAGUAAUGAUAAUACGGGAUCAGUCGAUGGAUUAGUGGAGUCAGUUGGUAGAUCAACGAGUACACCAAAGCAGGCUCCUCAAGAAGAUACUUCUACUGUUGCUACAGUUUCUUCCGAGACACCCUUGAACGUAAGCAAAAAGGAACCGACGAGUGAACCUCCUCCAACAACGACGAUUACGAAUGUACCAUCUCCUUCACAGCAAGCUUCGACAACUACGAAAGGGGAUUCGAAUAAUAAAACUCAUGUAGGGGAAAGCGAAGAAGAUGGUAAAGGCGCUAAAAGUAAAAAAUCACGAAGUGGUAAACGAUUGAGUAUUGAACCUCCGCCCGAACGAAAAAAUCUCCGGUCUAGUGCUGGUAGACAAGCAAGAGCUGCGGCAGAACGUCAAGCAAGAAUGGAAUGUGAAUUGCAAUCCGAACAACACCAACAACAACAGCAGCAACAAUCGCAAGAACAAUCGCAGCAACAAACCCAACAACAAGACACUCAUGUUGGAAACGAAUGAACUCGCGUUAAAGUGAUCAAUAGUGGUUUAGUUUCUGUGCUAAAUAAUCGAGACCAAUCGAACUCUUUAUAGUUUAUCUCGAUUUAAAACUACAUGGUUAUUUAUAAUAGCCUAGCUAAUCCAUUUUUAUCGAGUAUCGUUUAUUGCAAUGCGGUAGAGGACUCUUUAAUCUGUGCAUCUCUCUUAAUCGUUUUUUUCUUCAAACAAACACAAGUGCGUUAAAGGACUACUGAAGUAAAUUUAACAUUUUCAGUAGCUUUUUCAUCAAUGUGUGCGAUAAAUGAAGAAAAGGACAUAUACGAUUAAGAAGUGGCAUCUCGCGUAAGUGAAUAUUUAAAGAAUAUAAAAACAGGUUGUUGGUGUGUGAUGUACGUUAAGAGAAUACUUUGGAAACGAGUGAUAAUAUUUUAUUCCUCGAUAAUUUGUGUGGAGAUUAACUUUUAAUUACGUAACAUUACUAUUUAAAGGAA
Polistes dominula (European paper wasp) is the source of this 14675-nucleotide messenger RNA. Its product is annotated as kismet. Gene Ontology annotation, molecular function: ATP binding; protein binding. The record is from RefSeq and is a predicted model, not a curated record. NCBI's taxonomy places the organism in Eukaryota, Metazoa, Arthropoda, Insecta, Hymenoptera, Vespidae.